Molecule: messenger RNA, 1518 nt
Organism: Psammomys obesus (fat sand rat)
Lineage: Eukaryota; Metazoa; Chordata; Mammalia; Rodentia; Muridae
Gene: H3-4
Product: H3.4 histone, cluster member
Exons: 2
Coding region: 565-975 (136 amino acids)
Cellular component (GO): nucleosome
Molecular function (GO): protein heterodimerization activity; structural constituent of chromatin; DNA binding
Source: RefSeq, a predicted model, not a curated record
GGUGGUUUCUGUCAUGGCCUCGGCUCACGAUUGAAAUUAUAAGGCGGCGUCCGAUGCCCUCAGACGAGUCACAGACGGAAAUGAAGAAUCCCGUGGGUGCUGGUGCAACUGGAAGAGCAGCCAUUUCGCUUAACGGCUUCGCCACCUCCAGCCCUCGCCCUGCUUCUACCCGCCCCCCCUUAAACCAUGGAGAUUUUUCUGGUAUCCCAGAACUUAGGAAAACUGUGCCUUGCAUGCGGAGAGGCUCUAGAAGGUUCUUUGUGACUUGGCAGUUGAGGCAAGGUUAUAACAACAAAAGGCUCUGCGAAAAAAUGACUUUCAAGUUUUCCUAAAAUCCCUUCCACCCUCCUAUGGAGCCUCAGCUGACGGCUUUGGAGGCCACGCGGCUCAGAGAGAAUAUAAGGGGCAGGCUGUAAAGUAGAGCCCCAAAUGGACCAAUCAGAGCGCAGCAUCCCAUAAUGGCACCUGGUGGGCAGCCAAUAAGAAUGCAGCCGGCUCUAUAAAAGCGGUGACAACGCUCCACGCUCUGUCACUCGAGGACAGCGAAGACAGAAGUUCGGAACGAUGGCUCGUACCAAGCAGACAGCGCGGAAGUCAACAGGCGGCAAGGCGCCGCGGAAGCAGCUCGCCACGAAGGUGGCGCGCAAGAGUGCGCCGGCCACGGGGGGCGUGAAGAAGCCGCACCGCUACCAUCCGGGCACCGUGGCGCUGCGCGAGAUCCGGCGCUACCAGAAGUCGACCGAGCUGCUGAUCCGCAAGCUGCCCUUCCAGCGCCUGGUGCGCGAGAUCGCGCAGGACUUCAAGACGGACCUGCGCUUCCAGAGCUCCGCGGUGAUGGCGCUGCAGGAGGCCUGCGAGUCCUACCUCGUGGGCCUCUUCGAGGACACCAACCUGUGCGCCAUCCACGCCAAGCGCGUCACCAUCAUGCCGAAGGACGUCCAGCUGGCUCGUCGCAUCCGCGGAGAGCGCGCUUAGGGGGCGCCGGCUCCUGAUCUCGCUCCCUCCGCUCACCAACCCAAAGGCUCUUUUCAGAGCCACCCACCGAGUCUGAAAAAGCAGUUGUGACCUAUGGGUCCCUCGGUCUCCCGUGCGGAGACCGGAAGAAGGCGUCUGGGAAGCCGAGGGCCUGCGGGGACGGGCCUGGCGGUGGACACUUGCUGUUCGGCCCUCAGUUCCACAGCGUUCUAACCUGCCUUCGCUCGGCCUGGACCUUCGCGACAAAGUUGGCAGUGGUGCUGGUACCUGGCCUUGCCGAGGGAAGGCGGGAGCCCAGCUUCCAUGAGCAGCGAAUCCACUGCCACCACUCCGGCGUGUUUGCUCGCUGUGCUGGCUGGAUACGACCUCCGUCAUACUGCGGCUGCCGGCCGAGGAAGCCGUGUCUCUCUGCCUUGUAUCUUAAGGCACACUUGCCUGCAGUUAAGACUGGCUCUUACGGUGCGUCGGAAGUUGGCCUUCUAGAGCAGAGAGUAGUUCAGUGUUUUAUUAAAGUCUACUUCCUGUUAGCUUUGCCCAUCUGUG